Aspergillus steynii IBT 23096 is the source of this 1619-nucleotide messenger RNA. RefSeq names its product glutamyl-tRNA(Gln) amidotransferase subunit HER2. Gene Ontology annotation, biological process: mitochondrial translation; glutaminyl-tRNAGln biosynthesis via transamidation. The transcript is spliced from 4 exons. The record is from RefSeq and is a predicted model, not a curated record. Gene Ontology annotation, molecular function: glutaminyl-tRNA synthase (glutamine-hydrolyzing) activity. Lineage: Eukaryota; Fungi; Ascomycota; Eurotiomycetes; Eurotiales; Aspergillaceae. Bases 15 to 1520 code for a protein of 501 amino acids. Gene Ontology annotation, cellular component: mitochondrion; glutamyl-tRNA(Gln) amidotransferase complex.
CCCGCCUCUUCUCAAUGUCCCUCUUGCGCGAGGCCGAAAGGUAUCUCGCCAAACAACAGUCCCAAGCUGCCCUCAAUGCCUUUAUAACUCAUUUGCAGCCCUCGGGCCCGUGGCUGGACCGCGUCAAGGCCGCCGAUCGUCGCCGAGAGCAAGGAACGUCAAAAUCCCGUGUGGACGGCCAGUUGAUCUCCGUGAAAGAUAACAUAUGCACUCGCGACUUCCCGACGACAUGUGCCUCAGGAAUUUUAGACCGAUUCGCCAGCCCAUCGAACGCGACAGUCAUCGAGCAAUUGGAGAGCGCCGGGGCCAUCGUGGCGGGGAAAACGAAUCUUGAUGAGUUUGGCAUGGGAUCCCAUUCCAUCCAUUCGCAUUUCGGUCCGGUUGGGGACCGGUGCAACGCAGAAACCCUGUCUGCUGGUGGCAGUUCGGGGGGCAGUGCCGUUGCCGUCGCCACGAACCAAUGUUAUGCAGCUUUGGGGACCGACACGGGUGGCUCGGUUCGGCUUCCUGCCGCGUACACGGGGACGGUUGGCUUCAAGCCUUCUUAUGGACUCGUCUCCCGAUGGGGUGUGAUUGCCUAUGCUAACUCGCUGGAUACUGUUGGCAUCCUGGGGAAGAAUGUAACCAGUACCCGUGAGAUCUUUCAUAUUUUGAACCAACACGACCCGCGCGACCCGACAAGUCUCUCCCCGGCCUCGCGUUCUCGGAUAUUUUCACAUUUAGAUACCCCGUCUCUUGCAUCUCGAAUGAAGUCCAUCCCUUUGAAGAUCGGCGUGCCUGCUGAGUAUAACAUCUCGGAACUUGCUCCUUCGAUUCGCCAGGCUUGGACACGCUCUCUGGCCUACAUGCAACGGCAGGGGCAUACCAUCCACUCGGUUUCUCUUCCAGCUACCAAACUGGCAUUGUCUGCAUAUUAUGUACUUGCGCCUGCCGAGGCAUCCUCGAACCUGGCAAAGUAUGAUGGUGUCAGAUAUGGGACUCGCGCUGCUCCCGGUGGUGGCGCACAACCGGAUGAUUACCUGUAUGCCACGACUAGGGGUGAUGGGUUUGGCAGCGAGGUUAAGAGAAGGAUUCUGCUCGGGGCAUUCAGUCUGAGUGCCGACGCAAUUGACAAUUAUUUCAUACAGGCUCAGCGCAUUCGGCGACUCGUUCAGCAUGAUUUCAAUGCGGUUUUCGGUGCGGAGCAGCCCUUAGCUCCUCGUCAAACCGAGUCCGACCCUAGACCAGAAACCUUUGGUGUAGAUGUUCUAAUGUGCCCGACUGUACCGUCAACCCCACCUCGCAUAUCCGACUUGUUGGAAGGUGAUACGACGGUAUCCCCUUUAGAUGCGUACACGAAUGAUGUCUUUACCGUGCCUGCAAGUCUAGCUGGUCUCCCAGCAUUGUCCGUCCCAGUCACUGUGGACGAAGGCAUCGAAUCUACCGGGAUUCAGAUAAUUGGCCAGUACGGCGACGAUGAGCUGGUGUUGAGAGUGGGGGGGUUGUUGUUGGAAGGAAAAGAUCUCCGACCAGUCUCUUGAUGUAUAAAACACCCGGAAUGCAUAUAGUUUGAUCACGGAGUCACUUCGGUUUAAUCUGAUAUCAUAGCCACGCGAAUGUCUUGCGGGGUUUAAUGUUCU